Drosophila innubila is the source of this 848-nucleotide messenger RNA. RefSeq names its product transcription initiation factor TFIID subunit 9 (gene Taf9). Gene Ontology annotation, molecular function: RNA polymerase II general transcription initiation factor activity; transcription coactivator activity; protein heterodimerization activity. The record is from RefSeq and is a predicted model, not a curated record. Lineage: Eukaryota; Metazoa; Arthropoda; Insecta; Diptera; Drosophilidae. Gene Ontology annotation, cellular component: transcription factor TFIID complex; SAGA complex. Gene Ontology annotation, biological process: DNA-templated transcription initiation; RNA polymerase II preinitiation complex assembly. Bases 47 to 784 code for a protein of 245 amino acids. The transcript has 2 exons.
GCAACAUUGGCAAUUGCCAAGCAGCGUAAAAAAUAUUAUAAACAAAAUGAGUAGUGAAAAGGCUGAAAAGGCCAAAGUAAGUGCACAAAUAAAGCAUGUACCCAAGGAUGCCCAGGUUAUCAUGUCCAUACUCAAAGAGCUAAACAUCCAGGAGUAUGAGCCUCGCGUCGUUAACCAAAUGCUCGAAUUUACAUUUCGCUAUGUGACCUGCAUACUAGACGAUGCAAAAGUAUAUGCAAAUCAUGCGCGCAAGAAAACCAUUGAUCUGGACGAUGUCCGACUGGCCACAGAGAUGACACUGGAUAAGAGUUUUACGGGUCCGCCAUCACGGCAUGUGCUGGCCAAGAUGGCAGAGCUACGUAAUGCGAUGCCACUGCCACCCAUCAAACCCCAUUGCGGUCUCAGGCUGCCACCCGAUCGUUAUUGUCUGACUGGUGUGAACUACAAAUUGCGCGCCACAAAUCAACCCAAAAAGAUGACCAAGUCGGCGCUGGAAGGGCGCACUGUUAAAACGGUUGUCAAGCCCGUCUCCAGCGCCAAUGGACCCAAGCGAGCACAUUCGAUGGUGUCGAAGCAACAGGUGGUCACCAUUCCGAAGCCUGUUAUCAAAUUUACAACUACAACGAAAACCGUCUCCGCCAUGGAGGUAAAGCACGAACCGAAUGCCACGGACAUGAAAAUGGAGGUGGAUAGCGAUGCGGCGGCCGUUGGAAGCAUCGCUGGUAGUAGUGUGGCUGUAAAGCGGGAACGCGAUGAGGAGGAAUUUGAAUUUACAGCGAAUUAGAAUAUAACCACAGACUUGAAUAUUAACAAUGCAUCCAAAUAAACGUAUGAAAUUGAAUCGAAAA